GCGUGCGGGAGCGGUGCGGGACCCUCGCGGCGAGCGAGCGCAGGCAGGCGGGGCAGACAGCGAGCGCCGAGCCGAGGCCGCCGGGGCGGGGGCGCGCGCGGAGCGGAGCGCAGCGCAGCGACCAGCGCAGCGCAGCCUGGCCUCGAGGGCGUGCGCGGGCGUGCGCGGGCGUGCACGGGCGGGCGAGCGCGCGGGCGUGCGCGGCGGAAGGGCGUGCCGGCCUGGGGCAGGCCAGGGCAGGGCCCCUUCGGGCGGGCCCACGGGCGGGACCCCACGGGCGGGACCCCACGGACGGGCCGCGCCGUGCAGACACCAUGGCCGAGGAGGAUACCAGCGGGCCAGAAAUAGCGGGCCGCAGCCGCGGCGGAGGCUGCACCUCGCCGUUACCUGCCGCGUAGUCGCGCUGCGUGCGCUGUGACACGUGCGAGUGGUCCGUGCCGGGGCCGGGCGUGCUCCCGAGCAGCGUGCGUGCGUGCGUGCGAGCGGGCGUGAGGGCGGGCGCGGAUGAGUGUGCAGUGCGGUGUGCGGGCCGGGCGCGGCAGCAUGUGAGUGGUGCGCGCGAGGUGCACGAGUGGAGGAUGGGUCCAGGACGCCGCCCAGGACCGCCUGGUCCCCGCGGACCCCCCGGAGGCGCCGGCCCCGGACGCCGGCGAGCAGGCUGCCGCAGUCCCGGAGGCCGGGAGCAGAGCGAGGACAGCCGCGCGCAGGGUAGCCUAUAGCAUCGAGCAUGGCCUCGGUCGCCGCGUGGCUCCCGUUCGCCCGCGCGGCUGCCAUAGGAUGGGUGCCCAUCGCCACGCACCCCCUGCCGCCGCCGCCCAUCCCCAAGGACCGGCGGAAAGCGGACGACGAGAAGCUCCUGAUCAACGUGUCGGGCAGGCGCUUCGAGACAUGGCGCAACACGCUGGAGAAGUACCCGGACACGCUGCUGGGCUCCAACGAGCGCGAGUUCUUCUACGACGAGGAGUGCAAGGAGUACUUCUUCGACCGGGACCCGGACAUCUUCCGACACAUCCUCAACUACUACCGCACGGGCAAGCUCCACUACCCGAAGCACGAGUGCUUGACGAGCUACGACGAGGAGCUGGCCUUCUUCGGCAUCCUGCCGGACGUGAUCGGCGACUGCUGCUACGAGGACUACCGAGACCGGAAGCGCGAGAAUGCGGAGCGGCUCAUGGACGACAAGCUGUCGGAGAACGGCGACCAGAACCUGCCGCAGCUCACCAACAUCCGGCAGAAGAUGUGGAGAGCCUUCGAGAACCCCCACACCUCGACGGCGGCCCUCGUGUUCUACUACGUGACGGGCUUCUUCAUCGCGGUGUCCGUCAUGGCCAACGUGGUGGAGACGGUGCCGUGCGGCCACCGGCCCGGCCGCGCGGGCACGCUGCCGUGCGGCGAGCGCUACAAGAUCGUCUUCUUCUGCCUGGACACGGCCUGCGUCAUGAUCUUCACGGCCGAGUACCUGCUGCGGCUGUUCGCGGCGCCGGACCGCUGCAAGUUCGUGCGCUCCGUCAUGUCCAUCAUCGACGUGGUGGCCAUCCUGCCGUACUACAUCGGGCUCGGCAUCACGGACAACGAUGACGUGUCCGGGGCGUUCGUCACGCUCCGGGUGUUCCGGGUGUUCCGGAUAUUCAAGUUCUCCCGGCACUCGCAGGGCCUGCGGAUCCUCGGGUACACCCUCAAGUCGUGCGCGUCCGAGCUGGGCUUCCUUGUCUUCUCGCUCGCCAUGGCCAUCAUCAUCUUCGCCACCGUCAUGUUCUACGCCGAGAAGAACGUCGACGGCACCAACUUCACUUCCAUUCCCGCCGCCUUCUGGUACACCAUCGUCACCAUGACAACGCUUGGUUACGGUGACAUGGUCCCGGAGACGAUAGCCGGCAAGAUUGUGGGAGGCGUCUGCUCUCUGUCCGGAGUGCUCGUGAUCGCCCUGCCUGUCCCCGUCAUCGUGUCCAACUUCUCGAGGAUCUACCAUCAGAACCAGAGGGCGGACAAGAGGAAAGCGCAACGGAAAGCGCGGUUGGCGCGCAUACGCAUCGCCAAGGCGUCCUCGGGGGCGGCCUUCGUGUCCAAGAAGAAGGCGGCCGAGGCCAGGAUGGCCGCGGCGGAGAGCGGCCUCGACACGGACGAGCUCUACAGGGAGGAGGACAUCUUCGAGCUACAGCACCACCAUCUGCUGCGGUGUCUGGAGAAGACCACGGACCGAGAGUUCGUGGAAAUCGAGAACCCGUACAACGGGCAACCCAAGCGGCCGGGGUCGCCGUCGCCGCUGGCUAGCCCCGUGCACUCGACGUCCUCGCACACGGGGCUGCUCCAAGCGUGUUGCGGCCGCUGCUGCGGUCAGAGGUACCAGAGCAUACCAUUCCUCGCCACCAGCCCGGGCAAGGACCGCGUCGUCCUGGUCUACAGCGACAAGAUAGAAGUUAGAGCUAAGCACCCCGCCAUCGAGCCGGCGCACGAGGAGGAGCUGACGGACUCGGCGCUGCGGCUGCAGACGGCGCGCUCGCCGCUCGAGGCGCCCGUCUCGUCGCGCGCCUCCCUCAACGCGCUCAUGCCGCAGCCCAACGUGAACGCGUCCACGUCGGUCGUCGUCAACCUGCCGUCGACGGCGUCCGAGCUGGAGCAGCAGCCGGCGCCGUCGGCGGGCACCUCAGCCGACCCGCAGCACCAAGUGCGCAUCUCGUCCUUAUGAGGCGAGGGCGGGCACGAGCACCAGGAGGAGGGGCCCGCGGGCGGCCAGGACGCCGUCGACGGGUCGCCGUGGGGGACGCCGCAGCCGGUGCGCACGGUGCGCUGCCGGAUGGUGGCGGGCUCGU
Frankliniella occidentalis (western flower thrips) is the source of this 2810-nucleotide messenger RNA. It is a transcript of the gene Shal, whose product is annotated as potassium voltage-gated channel protein Shal. The record is from RefSeq and is a predicted model, not a curated record. Gene Ontology annotation, biological process: protein homooligomerization; potassium ion transmembrane transport. Gene Ontology annotation, molecular function: protein binding; A-type (transient outward) potassium channel activity. Lineage: Eukaryota; Metazoa; Arthropoda; Insecta; Thysanoptera; Thripidae. Gene Ontology annotation, cellular component: membrane; voltage-gated potassium channel complex. The transcript is spliced from 6 exons. The coding region runs from base 728 to 2686 and encodes 652 amino acids.